AUUUUGUCCUUUGGUUUCCUGGAGGACAAGAAACUUGCAUUCGACUUUCCUGUCAAAAUCCUUAAUGCGGCAUCUUCCCCUCCAUUCCGAUCAUUUCCUUCGACGUUGUGGGGUUUUUGUUUGGUUCUAGUUUGCGUUGCUGUUCUCUUAUUGCUCUAGGUUCUACCUCAAGGAGUUGAAAAAUGAAGCUUGAUACCAGUGGUCUUCAAACAACCGCCCCGAUGUUUGGGCCAAGAAUGGAGGCUCUGGAAGGGUUUGCAGCUGCUCCAUCCUUUGAGAUCCCUAAUUCCAGUGACUUUGAUGGCUUUCAGAAAGAUGCCAUUCAAAUGGUAAAGCCAGCCAAAGGAACAACCACACUGGCUUUUAUUUUUAAGGAAGGAGUCAUGGUUGCUGCUGAUUCUCGUGCCAGCAUGGGAGGCUAUAUAUCAUCACAAUCUGUGAAAAAAAUUAUUGAAAUCAAUCCUUACAUGCUUGGCACUAUGGCUGGAGGUGCUGCUGAUUGCCAGUUUUGGCAUAGAAACCUUGGUGUUAAGUGCCGCCGACACGAGUUAGCAAACAAGCGCCGAAUUUCAGUUGCAGGAGCCUCCAAAUUACUUGCCAACAUUCUGUACUCCUAUCGUGGAAUGGGUCUUUCUGUUGGGACUAUGAUUGCUGGAUGGGAUGAAACAGGUCCUGGUCUAUAUUACGUAGACAGUGAGGGAGGGAGGCUGAAAGGAACAAGAUUUUCUGUUGGAUCUGGUUCACCCUAUGCCUACGGUGUCUUGGAUAAUGGAUAUCGGUAUGAUUUGUCUGUUGAAGAAGCUGCCGAACUGGCUAGACGAGCUAUUUAUCAUGCAACUUUCCGAGAUGGUGCCAGUGGUGGAGUUGCUAGCGUUUAUUACGUGGGACCAAAUGGAUGGAAAAAGCUUUCUGGCGAUGACGUAGGAGAACUUCAUUACAACUACUAUCCCGUGACACCAACUACAGUCGAUCAGGAAAUGACUGAAGUAACUGCCGCUUGAUGAUUGGAUAUAGACUCGAGCAAGUUAAGACAACACUCCCUGUGGAUUUGUGUUAGGGGCAACUGAUUCUAAAGAGAUGCUUUAAAUGUGGUAUUUUUAAAGUUUAAGUGUUUACAACUCAAGGACAGAACCGUAGAAAGUUCGAUUGGAUCUAGGUUUGGAAACUUGUGCUGCAAGGAACUUUCUGUUGCGUUAUUCUAGUUGUAUGGUUUGUUGGAGGACCUUGUCUGUGUUUCCUAAAUUUUAAAUCCAUUUCUUCAUUGGGACUACCCUCUUUACCA
Messenger RNA from Cucumis melo (muskmelon), 1282 nucleotides. RefSeq names its product proteasome subunit beta type-5. Gene Ontology annotation, cellular component: proteasome core complex. Lineage: Eukaryota; Viridiplantae; Streptophyta; Magnoliopsida; Cucurbitales; Cucurbitaceae. The record is from RefSeq and is a predicted model, not a curated record. Gene Ontology annotation, molecular function: threonine-type endopeptidase activity. Bases 183 to 1001 code for a protein of 272 amino acids. The transcript has 8 exons.